This is a messenger RNA of Sus scrofa (pig), 1166 nucleotides long. NCBI's taxonomy places the organism in Eukaryota, Metazoa, Chordata, Mammalia, Artiodactyla, Suidae. The record is from RefSeq and is a predicted model, not a curated record.
UUUUCCCGCCACAACCCGGGCGCGUUGCCAUAGUGACCGGAGGGACGGAGGGCAUCGGCUUUGCCACCGCGAAGCAUCUGGCGAGACUGGGCAUGCACGUGAUCAUAGCUGGAAACAAUGACAGCAAAGCCCGGGAAGCGGUGAGGAAGAUCCGAGAGGAGACCCUGAAUGACAAAGUGGAGUUUUUAUAUUGCGACCUGGCGUCCAUGAAGUCUAUCCGGCAGUUUGUCCAGAAGUUCAAGAUGAAGAAAAUCCCUCUCCACGUCCUGGUCAAUAACGCCGGCGUGAUGAUGGUGCCGCAGAGGGAGACGGAGGACGGCUUCGAGGAGCACUUUGGAGUGAACUACCUGGGCCACUUCCUGCUGACCCACCUCCUCCUGGACGACCUGCAGGCGUCGGGCUCCCCCGGCCGCAGCGCCAGGGUGGUGACCGUGUCCUCGGCCACACACUACGUUGGGGAGCUGGACUUGGACGACCUCCAGAGCAGUGGCGGCUACUCCCCGCACGGCGCCUACGCCCGCAGCAAGCUGGCCCUGGUCCUCUUCUCCCACCGGCUGCAGGUGCUGCUGGAGGCCAAGGGCAGCCCAGUGACCGCCAACGUGGCCGACCCCGGCGUGGUCAACACCGACCUGUACAGACACGUCUUCUGGGGCACGCGGCUCCUCAAGAAGCUCUUCGGCUGGUGGUUUUUCAAGACCCCGGAUGAAGGAGCCUGGACGUCUGUCUAUGCUGCCGUCUCCCCGGCGCUGGAAGGCGUGGGCGGCCGCUAUCUUUACAACGAGAAGGAGGCCAAGUCACUGGCGAUCACGUACGACCCGAAGCUUCAGCGACAGCUGUGGGCCCGGAGUUGCCAGAUGACCGGCAUCGCUGACAUGACCCGGGACACCUUGUGGGGAUAGCGGCCACGCCGGGAGGACCGCGUCGGCCCAGCGCUCGCAGGUGCGUCUGCGCUGGACCGCGCCUCUGCGUCCUUCCCGCCGCGCCCUCCAGACUGUGUCGGUCCGCAUCUUCCGCCGGCUGCUGCCGUGCGCUUUGCAGGAAGUGAAGAAGCAGAGGCGGCUGUGAGUGUGGCCCUGAGCCUCUGGUCCUCAGCCCCGAAUUGCCUGAUUCCCCAAAGGAUCGACGGUGCCGGGUGCCCUGUGUCAUUAAAUCCUGCCAGCCCCGUG